Molecule: messenger RNA, 3212 nt
Organism: Brienomyrus brachyistius
Lineage: Eukaryota; Metazoa; Chordata; Actinopteri; Osteoglossiformes; Mormyridae
Product: heterogeneous nuclear ribonucleoprotein A1-like
Exons: 11
Coding region: 146-1198 (350 amino acids)
Molecular function (GO): RNA binding
Source: RefSeq, a predicted model, not a curated record
CACGUGUCGAAAGGUUGCCCGAUAGGGGGGGCUAAAACGCAGGCCCCCUUUUCAUUAAUGAGGCAUUGUAGCCUUCGUGGUUUGUUUCUGCGAGUCUGACCUUGUUUUUCUGCUUGUGCGACGUAGUAGCGAAACGAUUUGCAGCAUGUCUAAGGAGGCCCCGCGGGAACCGGAGCAGCUUCGGAAGCUGUUCAUAGGGGGACUUAGCUUUGAAACCACCGAUGAGAGCCUGAGGGCUCACUUUGAGCAAUGGGGAGCCCUUACGGACUGCGUGGUGAUGAGGGAUCCCAAUACAAAGCGUUCAAGAGGAUUCGGGUUUGUCACAUAUUCUUCAGUGGAGGAGGUGGAUGCAGCCAUGUCUGCCCGACCUCACAAGGUGGAUGGCAGGGUGGUAGAGCCAAAAAGGGCGGUGUCCCGAGAGGACUCCUGUAGACCUGGUGCUCACAUGACUGUGAAGAAGAUCUUUGUUGGUGGCAUCAAGGAAGACACUGAGGAGCACCACCUUCGGGAUUACUUCAAGCAGUUUGGCAAGAUCGAAGUGAUCGAGAUCAUGACUGACAGAGCCAGCGGAAAGAAGAGAGGCUUCGCCUUUGUGACAUUCGAUGACCAUGAUUCGGUUGACAGGAUCGUCAUUCAGAAAUACCACACAGUGAAUGGGCAUAACUGUGAAGUCAGAAAAGCUCUAUCAAAACAAGAAAUGAUGACUGCCGGGAUGAAUAUGAGAGGACGGGGGGGCGGCGGCGGCGGUGGAGCUGGAAACUUCAGCCGCGGUGGUGGAUAUGGAGGUGGCUUUGGAGGAGGGAGAGGCAGUGGGAGCAACUACGACGGAGACGAUUACAACGGUUUUGGGGGUGAUGAUGGAUACAGUAGCGGCCCUGGCUAUGGAGGGAGCCGUGGGUAUGGUGGAGGCCAAGGGUAUGGGAACCAAGGAGGGUAUGGAGGAAAUGGAGGGUAUGAGAACUACAACCAUGGUGGAGGAGGCGGGAACUUCGGCAGUGGGAACUUCGGGGGGGGCGGCGGCGGCGGAGGCAACUACAAUGACUUUGGCAAUUACAACAGCCAGUCCUCUUCAAAUUACGGCCCGAUGAAAGGGGGCGGCGGGGGCUUUGGAAGCAGGAACAGCGGCGGCCCGUACGGCGGUGGUUAUGGGGGCGGCUCUGGUGGCUACGGCGGGGGGUCUGGAGGCCGCCGGUUCUAAUUGAGAGGUAAGCACAGCAUUGCUCUGAUUGGCUGGUCACUUGUAGCUUUAGUUCCUUACUGUAACUUGAUUUGGCAACAAUUCAGAGUAUUUGUAGAUCCCAUAAGGCCAUUGAGACUCGUUUAAAGGAAUAUUGUGCGCUUUGUAUUUUGUUCUACUUUUUAGUCUUUUAUUUGCGUAAACAUUUGAAUUGAGGGACCCAGCAGCAAACCUUCAUGUUUGUUGUUCCAAACUCUUGGAGUUGGAAUCCCGAAUUGGAAUUGAUUUUAAAUUUAAAUAUCGGUUUUUGGACCUUGCUUCCCAAAGCGAAAGACAACAGUCUGAAAAUCUGAAGGCUUGCUUCUGAUUUCUGUGGCCCUAUUAAGCAGCUUUUCUUGAAGGAGGACAGUGCCCAGUUUAACAAUGUUGUUCCAUAUUGUCCAACAGGAAUCAGUACUUAGGAGAGGAGAGCCAGAGAAGUGACAGGGAAGGUUUACUGCCUAUUUCUGCUCAGCCAAGCACAGUUGUGGCAGGUUACAGCUGCGACAUGAAGAGAAGUGCUCAUAAAAUAGAGAAGAAAAAUCAUGUCGGAGGCGGGGGGUGGGGUGCUCAUGUAGUUGCUUUUUUGUGUGAAGUGUAAAACAUUCCAGGGGUUUUAUGUAGUGCUUUUUUUUUUUUUUAAAUGCCCAUCUGGUGUUUUUAAUGUAACAGACAAAUCAAGUUGAAAUAAACCAUCUUUCAGUUUUUUUUAAAAAAAAUAAAUGUGCGUUUAAUUUAACAUAGGUGGAAGAUUUCAAUAUGGUGUCCUUUAAAGGGAAAGGCUCGGUAGCCUUUGAGUUGCUGUCCAUCUGCUUAAUCUGGUCGCCUGCGAAUUUGCCAUCCUGUUCUGUAAAAUGCCACAGCCCUCCUGUGGCGACCGGGUUGCGAUGAUGGUCGUCAUUCUUGUGUUAUGAAGACUUUUCUGCGUGUGUGGUGUACUGUAAAUCCUGCCUUUUACAAUCGUACCACAGAACUGCAUGGAGUAUGACUGUGGUUCCAAUAGCCUUGGUCUUUAUUUAUUUUUAUUUUUUUUUUUUGCAAAAUACAGCAUGCAAAAGGGUUUCGAAUUGAGUCUAGAUCUUAAAGCAUUGUUCAGAUUCCUCCAGCACUAUAUAUGGUUGGCAUGGUCUUGGAAGCCUCGUCUCUCCAUCAAAGACCUUUCGAUGUUCAAAGCGGGACAGGAAAGCCAUUCCUAGGCCUGUAGCUACCGUCACUGUGGUGCUGCCGGCUAGCUUACAUGCAGAGCUUGAGGCUUAGCCACAGAAGCCAGCUGAGGGAAAGAAGUAGCAAGAUCUUCGCAAGAAGCCAGUGACACAGGGACGAAUCUGAGUACAGAAGGUUGGUCUUUUAAGAAUAGACAGCAUCAGCUACAAGGGGUAUUUUAUACCAUGCUAGUAGGUAAGAACAGAUUUUUCAACUUUACUAUUUGUAUGUUUGCCGAAAUACUGAAUAGCAGAUCAGAGUUUGUUUCACACAGUGCGCUCACUUGAAGUGGUGAAAUUUGAGUCUUGUCUCUUUCCUUUUUAAGGGGUAAUGUUCUCUGGGUGAGUACGGGGUACAGCUCUGUAUGAGCGGUCAUUUGAUCUCCCUGUUUGAUACAAACCCUGACUGCUUGAAUCGACACUAUUAAUGCUUAAAUUGUCUGGAUUUUUGGUUCUGAAUUGUGUUCAGAUAUCGGCCAUUUUGGUAAAAUCUUGUCCGCUCGUAGCAGUAAUGCAUGCACCUUGUUUGGUAGGACAUGUUUGCGAAGCCAGGGUUUAAUGCUAAAACAUCGAAGCAGCAAAAUUUUAGUCAUGUUGUCAUCAAAGUUUCUAAGUUUCUAAUAUUCCUUUCGUUCUUCUUUUCAGCCGUGUGAAUAAUGUCGGCACGACGAAUGCUAGACGUCUGCGCUUCCUGCACUUUUCUCAAGGGAAAGCUGAAAGGACCUGUGUAUGGGAUCACCUUUUGAAGCUGUAGCUGCUGGGCAGCCUUUUUAUGUAAUAAAACUUUUAUAAUA